GGCGGCACAAAAUGGCGGCGGCGCCUGGCGCGGGCCCGCCUGACCCCUGCGCUUCCGUCCUCUCUCGUCUGCAGGUGGCGAUGGCAACGGGGCAGGUGUUGUUUCAUCGAUUUUUCUACUCUAAAUCUUUCGUCAAGCACAGCUUCGAGAUUGUUGCCAUGGCCUGUAUUAAUCUUGCAUCAAAAAUCGAGGAAGCACCUAGAAGAAUAAGAGAUGUGAUUAAUGUAUUUCACCACCUCCGCCAGUUGAGAGGAAAAAGGACUCCAAGCCCCUUGAUUCUUGAUCAGAACUACAUUAACACCAAAAACCAAGUUAUCAAGGCAGAGAGGAGGGUGCUAAAGGAGUUGGGAUUUUGUGUUCAUGUCAAGCAUCCUCAUAAGAUCAUUGUAAUGUAUUUACAAGUCUUAGAAUGUGAACGUAAUCAAACCCUGGUUCAAACUGCCUGGAAUUAUAUGAAUGACAGUCUUCGAACCAAUGUUUUUGUUCGCUUUCAACCAGAGACUAUAGCAUGUGCUUGCAUCUACCUUGCAGCUAGAGCACUUCAGAUUCCAUUGCCAACUCGGCCCCAUUGGUUUCUUCUUUUUGGUACUACGGAAGAGGAGAUCCAAGAGAUCUGUAUAGAGACUCUUAGGCUUUAUACCAGAAAAAAGCCCAAUUAUGAAUUGCUGGAAAAAGAAGUAGAAAAAAGAAAAGUAGCCUUGCAGGAAGCCAAAUUAAAAGCAAAGGGAUUGAAUCCAGAUGGAACUCCUGCCCUUUCAACACUUGGUGGAUUUUCUCCAGCCUCUAAGCCAUCAUCACCAAGAGAAGUAAAGGCUGAAGAAAAGUCUCCAAUCUCCAUUAAUGUGAAGACAGUCAAAAAAGAGCCUGAGGAUAGACAACAGGCUUCCAAAAGCCCUUACAAUGGUGUAAGAAAAGACAGCAAGACAAGUAGAAACAGCAGAAGCGCAAGUCGAUCAAGGUCAAGAACACGAUCACGUUCUAGAUCACAUACUCCACGAAGACAGAGUGGCGUCCGUUGUGUGGACCUUGAACUCCGUGUAUCCCCGCAGCGUAGGCAGCUGGAAGCCACAGUCUGACAGGAACCAUCUGUGACGCCGAAGGGAGGAAUCGAACUCAGGACCUUGUGCUUCUAAGGCAGGUGGCGGCACCACUGAGCUAAAUCCCCGACUCUGAAAAUAUUUCUUAAUUCCAGCGUUGCCUCCGCAUUUAUUGGAUGUAAUCUCAGUGUAAGAGUUUGUCCAUCUCCCUCUUUUAUUCCAUUUGUGUCUAUAUUUAGUCAAUAUGAACUCAUUCCUUAGAGUUAGAAUUUAUUACUGUUACCAUCAAAUUUUUCCAGAUACUUUAUUUCCUUUAUGUCCGUUAAGAUGGACACUUUAAAAUCCUUUUCCCACAUGGGUGAUUUUAAAAGAUUCGUACCGUCUCUGCUUUCUGAUGUGUGGGUAUAACCAGAAGCCCUUGAGAACCUCAGCAUUGACUAGAGGGGAUGAAGUGACUGUGAAGGUCAAGAUAACUCCACUCCCAAAGCGUAGGGCUUCUCACAAAAACUUUCCAGAACAACUAUCCCUUUUGUCCAGGACAACCUUCCCAUGCACAGUUAGUUGCCAUACUCCAAUCUUUCACUCCAGUGCCCUUUGCUUCUGGUACGUCAGUAAGAACUACGGUUCCUACUAGAGGUCACCAUUUGGCUAUAUGCAAUGGAUGAUCUUCGAGUUUCCAUUGGGAUCCCCCUGUUGCCAAAAUCAAGUUGUCUUUAGAUGUAUCUCUACCUAAGCCAUAUUUAAGGCCCUUAGUCCUGACUUGAACACUUGAUAACUCUGAAGAUACACGCUUUUGUUAAAAUCUAGCGGAAUAAAAAUAGCAGCAACUGGGCGUGGAGGCACAUGACUGUGAGCCCAGCGUUUGGGAGGCUAAGGCAGGCAAAUAAAAUGUUUAAAGCCAGGGAUGUAGCUCACUGGUUCUGC
Fukomys damarensis (Damara mole-rat) is the source of this 1961-nucleotide messenger RNA. It is a transcript of the gene Ccnl1, whose product is annotated as cyclin L1. The transcript is spliced from 11 exons. Bases 12 to 1076 code for a protein of 354 amino acids. Gene Ontology annotation, cellular component: nucleus. Gene Ontology annotation, molecular function: cyclin-dependent protein serine/threonine kinase regulator activity. The record is from RefSeq and is a predicted model, not a curated record. NCBI's taxonomy places the organism in Eukaryota, Metazoa, Chordata, Mammalia, Rodentia, Bathyergidae. Gene Ontology annotation, biological process: regulation of transcription by RNA polymerase II.